This is a messenger RNA of Pedinophyceae sp. YPF-701, 1524 nucleotides long. The record is from the annotation of a GenBank genome assembly. Lineage: Eukaryota; Viridiplantae; Chlorophyta; Pedinophyceae.
AUGUGCGGCAUCAUCGGCAUCUACCGCCGCGAGGGCGACGUCGCCGUGGAGGUGUACGAGGGCCUCCUGAUGCUGCAACACCGCGGGCAGGACUCGGCCGGCAUCGUCACGACCGACGGCCUGAAGUUCCGCGAGCACAAGGACAACGGCCUCGUCAAGGACGUCUUCCCGCCGGACGCCAUGGCGUCCCUCAAGGGGUCCGUGGGGAUGGGGCACGUGAGGUACCCGACGGCCGGCACGUCGUCGGCGAUUGAGGCGCAGCCCUUCUUCGUCAACUCCCCGCUGGGCAUCUACCUGAUCCACAACGGCAACCUGACGAACACGGCGGCGCUGCGGAAGCUGCUGAACUCGUCGACGUCGUUCUUCAACCGGCACCUGCGCACGUCGUCGGACUCGGAGGUGCUGCUCAACGUGUUUGCGGACGAGAUCCACCGCGCGCACCAGCAGUGCCUGGCGGAGGGCGCGUGCGACCCGAACGCGCAGAAGUCGCAGAUGGUGCUGGACGCCGGGAAGCGCGUGAUGGAGCUGUGCGAGGGCGCGUUCUCGGUGAUCACGCUGGUGAUGGGCGUGGGGCUGGUGGCCUUCCGGGACCCGUACGGCAUCCGCCCGCUCGUCCUGGGCACGCGCGACACCGAGGACGGGCCCGAGUGGGCGGUCGCGUCCGAGGACUGCGCGUUCGGGCCGCUCGGGUUCGAGCGCGUGCGCGACGUGGCGCCCGGGGAGAUGAUCAUCGUCACGCCGCAGGGCGAGCUCAUCUCGCAGCAGUGCGUGCCGGGGCGCCUGUGCCCGUGCAUCUUCGAGUACAUCUACCUCGCGCGCCCGGACACGGUCCUGAACGACAUCUCGGUGUACAACUUCCAGCUCGGCCUCGGGCGGCUCAUUGCCAAGCGCGUCGAGGCCACGGGGUGGGACAUCGACAUGGUCGUGCCCGUGCCGGACGGGUCGCGGCCCGCGGCGAUCGAGAUCGCGAGCGAGAUGAACAUCCCCUACCGCGAGGGCCUCGUCAAGAACCGCUACGUCGGGCGCACCUUCAUCAUGCCCGACCAGCGCACGCGCGAGCUCUCCGUGCGGCGCAAGCUCAACGCGAUGCCCGCGGUGUUCGACGGGAAGAGCGUGCUGCUCGUCGACGACUCCAUCGUCCGCGGCACGACCAUGAACCAGAUCGUCGCCAUGGUCCGCCGCGCGGGGGCCAAGAAGGUCUACCUGGCCUCGGCCUCGCCCCCGGUCAAGUACCCCAACGUCUACGGCGUCGACAUGCCCUCGCGGAAGGAGUUCGUCGCCAACGAGCUCACCGCCGACGAGGUCCGCGACGUCCUCGGCGCCGACGGCCUCAUCUACCAGGAGAUUGACGACAUGGUGGCCCUCGGGAAGAGCCUCAACGAGAACAUCGACGAGUUCGACGCCUCCUGUUUCUCGGGGCACUACGUGACGGAGAGCGUCUCGCAGGAGUACCUCGAGUCUCUCGAGCGCAAGGGGCGCGGGAAGGGACGGUCGAACAAGAGCGCGGAGACAGUGGAGGUCUGA